UCGAGGUAGAGGAUAUACAAUCCCUAGUCAUGGAACUGAAAAUUUUCUUUUCAGUAGUUUUGUUAUGCUUAUUUUCAAGGAAUAUAUCGGCUUUGCGUGAAUUGUACAUGGAGCAGUUGUGUAACCAGCAGAUAAACUUUUUAGCUUUGAAUGAAGAUGCUAUUCUAUUGAGAGUUAGUCCACAGGCUUACAGGAGAAAUCUAGACUGUAUUGUUGCCAUAGAACCACAUCCUAAUAAACAACUUUCUGUAAAACUUCAAAAUUUGGAUAUAGAUGCCCUACCCUCGGGACAGUGUACCGAUGAUUAUUUAACAUUAUACGAUGGGAGAACACAGGCAGCACAGUUCUUGGCAGGAGCACCCAAUCAAAUAUGUGGGAACAGAAAUGUAAGAACUAUACCACUAGCAGAUUCUUACACAACCCAAAGAGGGUAUCUCACAGCCAGAUUUCGAUCGGGACCAACAAACUCUAUCCACAGAGGAUUUGACAUGAUCGUUUCAGCUUUUCAUUUAGCACCGUGCAAAAAAAAUGAAUACAAGUGUUACAACCAGAGAUGUAUCCCAGAAAACCUUCGUUGUUCCGGCUUUGAUCACUGCGGAGACAGGACGCCAGUUUGUUUAUUGACAAAUGAAGCUAAGGCAGCCGUGGGAGUGACAGCAAUCUUAAUACUCAUAGCAAUUAUCGUAAUUGUCGCAGUUUGUGUCUGGAGAAAAAAGCGUCAAACAACGUUUAAUGAUAGGGUGAAACAGCAGAAACAGAGAAGCCAUUUUGAACAUUCUGUCGCUGGGGAAUCAUUCAAAGUAAAAAUGAAUGGCCAAGUGCAUUAACAAAAACAAUCUUAUACGAAAUAAAUCAUGUCUAUUUUUUUUAUUAUUUGUGAUAUUGUAAAUAUAUGGUUGUAUAUAUGAAUCUAAGAAAAUGCUACAAUUUUGAACGGCAGUAUGAGUGAAGAUUAUAAUACACUGUACCAUCACGUAAUGUCCUUUCCAAUUUGGCUUAUUUUGUCUUUCAGGCUUAGAAGGUGGGAACCUUAGACGAAAAGAUACAACUCAGGGGAAUGUUUAAAAAGGAUGCCAUGCAAUAGCAUGUAUAGAUCUCAAAAACUAAAAUACAAAAUAAGAUAAGGUUGAAAAAAAGGAAUUAAAUAUUGCUAUACAUGUUGCAGCAUUUUCUGAAUAUAUGUAAAAUAUUGUAUAUGUACCAAAGUGUUUAUAUUUUAUUUGUGUUCAUACAUCAUGUAUAAUUUUGUCUGUAAAAUUGUGAUGUUCAUGAAUUUACUUCGAAAGUUUGUAUAGUUUGUAAGUUUGUAUGAAAGUGUGCGAAAACAGAAAAAUACUAAUUAAAAUAUUAAAAAAUGAA
This is a messenger RNA of Mytilus californianus (California mussel), 1359 nucleotides long. Its product is annotated as low-density lipoprotein receptor-related protein 12-like. Gene Ontology annotation, molecular function: protein binding. The transcript is spliced from 5 exons. The record is from RefSeq and is a predicted model, not a curated record. Bases 30 to 827 code for a protein of 265 amino acids. Lineage: Eukaryota; Metazoa; Mollusca; Bivalvia; Mytilida; Mytilidae.